This is a messenger RNA of Fusarium keratoplasticum, 1434 nucleotides long. RefSeq names its product Amine oxidase. The transcript has a single exon. The coding region runs from base 1 to 1434 and encodes 477 amino acids. The record is from RefSeq and is a predicted model, not a curated record. Gene Ontology annotation, molecular function: oxidoreductase activity. NCBI's taxonomy places the organism in Eukaryota, Fungi, Ascomycota, Sordariomycetes, Hypocreales, Nectriaceae.
AUGAACUUCAAAACUUUGUUGCUAUCUUCGCUUCCUUUGACCUCCUCGGUCCUGGCGGCCAAACACGGAUAUGUUGAUGUCGCUGUCGUCGGUGGAGGGCUCUCUGGUUUAGCGGCGGCCAAAGACCUCGCGGCAGCUGGCAAGUCUUUUGUUGUAAUUGAAGCCAGAGACCGCGUUGGCGGACGCGUACUGAAUGCGCAUCUGCCUAACGGAGGAGUGGAGGAGCUGGGUGCCGAAUUUAUUGGCCCGACUCAAGACCGUGUCAUCGAUUUAGCCAGCAGCCUCGGUCUGGAGAUGUACUCCACGUACGCAACUGGAAACAGUACACUCUUCUACCAGAAAACCAAGCAAACCUACUCCGCUGAUACAGGAGGCCUGCCGCCUGCUGACCUAGAAUCUCUUUCCGAGCUUCAAAGCUUCAUCCGCGAAGUGGAUAAGAUGGCUGGGCAGCUCGACGUCGAUUCCCCAUGGAGUCAUCCAGAAGCCAAGACUUGGGACGGUUUAACACUGGAAUCCUUUGUCAAACAAAAAGUCACACGACCGGAAAGCCGAUUUCUUGUCGAGAACGCCGUCGCGAGCAUCUUGUCGACCGAGUUGAAGGAGCCAUCGCUUCUCUACUUUCUCGCUUAUGUUGCCGCUGCAGGAAACGAAACAACCCCAGGGGCCCUGGGUCGGCUUGUUGGUGUUCACGGUGGUGCCCAGGACAGCCGGGUCAACGGAGGAACUCAGCUUCUCGCCACCAAGCUCGCCGAUGGGUUAGGUUGGGAUCACGUCAAGCUUCGAUCCCCCGUUAGGAAGAUCAUUCGCCAAGGCAAUCGCUAUCUUGUCGUCUCGGAUCGAUGGAGUGUUGUCUGCAACCAUGUCGUUGUCGCCAUGUCCCCGCCGAUGGCCAAGGCCAUUGCGUUUGAGCCAGCGUUGCCGGCCGGUCGGGUCAAGUUGAACGACCGAAUGACCAUGGGUGCCAUCGGGAAAGCCAUUGCGAUUUAUCCUAAGCCCUGGUGGCGCGGGCUUGGUCUUAAUGGGCAAGUAUUGAGCGAUAGUGGUGUCAUCCGGACCACAUUCGAUAAUUCACCCGCAGAUGCGAGUUAUGGUGCCAUUAUGGGCUUUAUCGAAGCCGACGAGAUGCGAAAGCUGGACACGCUGAGUGAAAAGGAGGUUCAGGAUUUGGUGGUCAAUGAUCUUGUCAAAUACUUUGGGUCGCAAGCAGGUCAGCCAUCCGGCUUCCUUCUUCAGCGCUGGGAUCUUGAAGAGUACUCCAAGGGUGGCCCUGUGGCAUACGCACCGCCGGGCAUCCUCAGCUCCGCUGGCCGCUAUCUCAGAGCUCGAAGCGGCAACAUCCAUUUUGCCGGAACAGAGACGGCGAACUACUGGACAGGUUACAUGGAUGGGGCUAUUAGAUCAGGCGAGAGGGUGGCGAAGGAAAUUCUGGCCUAG